Messenger RNA from Olea europaea var. sylvestris, 1307 nucleotides. Its product is annotated as protein-tyrosine-phosphatase PTP1-like. Bases 121 to 1266 code for a protein of 381 amino acids. The transcript is spliced from 9 exons. The record is from RefSeq and is a predicted model, not a curated record. Lineage: Eukaryota; Viridiplantae; Streptophyta; Magnoliopsida; Lamiales; Oleaceae. Gene Ontology annotation, molecular function: protein tyrosine phosphatase activity. Gene Ontology annotation, biological process: protein dephosphorylation.
AGGAUACCCAAAUCAUUGUCAGUGAACACAAAUAACAAACAGAAGUGAAAGAUAAAACAGAGGAAUUCACGAUUUCGGCUGCUACCCGUCACGAAUCGGUUACGCGGCCGCAGAUCGGCAAUGGCUGCCCCCGGAAAAACUAUUUCCACCGCUGUUUCAUCCUCUCCGGUGGCCACUUCUUUCGAUUUCUCCGCCGAUUCGCAGCCUCUGAUACUUACCCUCACUGCCGAUCAGCUUCGGAACUGCUCUGAAGCUCUCAAGUUUUUCAAAGCCAAAAAGUUUGACUCUCCUCAAACCAUCCGCCAGGAGUUCUUAACCUUGCAGGCAAAUAGGACGACAGCUUCGGAAAUGAGGAAUAGAUGCAGAGUGGCUCUUGACAGUGUAAAUUAUGAAAAGAACCGUUACCCUGAUGUCAUACCAUAUGAUAAUAACAGGGUUAUUUUGAAGCAGUUUAAUGAUUACAGACCAUCAGCAAGGGGAUAUAUAAAUGCAAGCUUUAUCGCUACUUCGGAAAGUGUUUCUCGGUUUAUUGCAACUCAAGGUCCACUCCCACACACUUUUGAGGACUUCUGGGAAAUGAUAAUCCAGUAUCGUUGUCCUAUCAUUGUGAUGCUUACCCGGUUGGUUGACAAUUACAAGACAGUGAAGUGUGGAGAUUAUUUCCAAGCUGAGGAUGGACCAAGAGAGUUUGGCAACAUAUGCAUAGUAACCAAGUGGAUACAAACGACAGAUACUUCAUUAGUGUUGCGCUGUUUGGAGGUCAAUUACAAAGAGUCUGAGGAGCCACCAUUAUCUGUUCUUCACAUUCAGUAUCCAGAAUGGCCUGACCAUGGAGUUCCAAAGGACACUGUUGCUGUUCGUGAAAUUUUGAAAAGGUUAUAUGGUGUGCCACCCAGCCUUGGACCAAUUGUUGUUCACUGCAGUGCAGGUAUAGGUAGAACUGGAACGUAUUGUGCAAUCCAUAAUACCAUCCAAAGAAUUAUUGUUGGAGAUAUGUCUGCUUUGGAUCUUGUUAAUAGCAUAACCUCUUUUAGGUCUCAACGUAUUGGAAUGGUUCAGAUGUUGGGGCAAUAUCUCUUCAUCUAUGAUGCUGUUGUUGAUGAACUCGAAGAUCUCAUAUCGGACAAAAUCUAUCAUAGCUCUAAGUGCAUGUUUAAUGCCGAAAUAAGACAACAAAGCAGCAGCAAGAAUCAUCUACGUAUAAGCUCUGGGAAGCUUGCUUUGACUUUUGAAGUAAAUUUCUGUUUUUACCUUUUGUUUGGAUAAGUAAUUAUUUUGACAAAUUGAAAAAGGUAGGUGUCACUAAA